AUGGCCCGACCCGGCGUGGUGGCGCCCCUCAUCCAGUUGCUGCUAUGCGCGGCCACUCUGCGACCCGUCACGGUGAUGGUCAACGGCCAGGACGCAGAUUCACUGGCCAGCAGCUUUUUCUCAGGUUUGCUGGACACCAUCACCAGUACGGCGGACAGCAAGGACUGCCCUGGCGUUUGCGUGCACACGUUGGCCACGCUCAUAUGCUACGAGGUGCUGGAGAACGUCAAGUGUCCCAGCCCGACGAUGCGGUGCUGCGUGGAACCUCCUCCGCUGCCGGCCAACAGCACGACGGCCGCCGUCAACAAGGUGGUCCAAACCACCCCGGCCGCGGGGUCCAGCGCCCGGCCGCAAGCGGUCUCCUCUAGUAGCCAACAGCAGAGGCCGGCCGUUAAUUCGUCGUCCGCGGACAAUCCGGGCAUCGUGUGUCCUGGAGUGUGCGUGGCUGAGAGGAUAGCCGACUACUGUGAAGCCGUUCUGAACGUGACGGAGAUGUGCAAGACGGGUCUGCGGUGUUGCGUGUCCAAGGACGCGUUCGCCGGCGCCGAACACCUGGUCGUGCUGGACAGGAACUCUACCAGGAUCAGCCUAAAUAACGCACCGCAUCGGCCGCCACCACCGUCGUCCACCACUACAACGGCGGCGACGACGACAGCGGCCGUGGACACCUCGGCGGCCGCUCCCCCGCCGCCAGUGGGCAGCAAACAAUGUCGAGGCGAGUGCGUUAGCGGGCUGUUUGCGCUGUUCUGCGACGACGUGGACGCCGAAGCGUACUGUCCGGGUGACGACAGCAGUUGUUGCGUCACCGCGCCCGCCGACGGACAGUCGAGCCAGCAGCCGCCACCACCACCACCGCGUCCCACCCAGCCGUCCAAACAAUCGUCGUCCAAGCAACCACCGGCCACCACCACGGCCGCAGGCCGGCCGUUACCCAAGUGCCCAGGCUUCUGUCUGCUCAACCUGAUGGCCGCGUUCUGCGAACGGCCGUCCGUGCUAGUUUCGUACACGUCCACUUGUAAACAAGGCUCGGUGUGCUGCGACAACACCAAGGCCGCCGCACCGUCGCACGCCACGCAAAAACCCAAACCCCGGCCACCCGCGCCCACCACCACUACUGUGGCCACGCCACCCGCACCACCAGACGGACGGCCAGAGUGCCCGGGAUCGUGCAUCGUCCCUUACUUGUCGUUCACGUGUUUCAGAAAUGCUGAAAUGACAGACGUUUUCAAAUGCCGAAAACCGGGGACGCAGUGUUGCGCUUCGAAAACCCAAAUUAGAGAAGUCGUUGAACAGAAGACUGGAGUCGUCAACUACGGAGCCAAUCCACCUCAAUCCACACCGCAAACCUACGGUGGGUUUACGCACAGAAACGACACCGUACCGCCGUUUAGGCCGCACGUGCCGAGUUCGUUGCAAGUGUACACCCCGUCGCCAGUCGAUUAUUCGGCGAAUCCUACAGUGUCCACUUUGACCACGUCGAAUCCUGUACCUGCCAAACCUUCGACGUACAGCAAGUACGUGUGCGGCGUAAAGGGAACAUCAAGGACGAGGACGUCGAGAGUAGUCGGCGGUGAAGACGCUGACGCUGCCGAAUGGUGUUGGCAGGUGGCGUUGAUCAACUCCUUAAACCAAUAUCUGUGCGGAGGAGCUUUGAUCGGCACUCAAUGGGUGUUAACUGCUGCGCAUUGCGUUACAAACAUUGUGAGGUCCGGUGACGCGAUCUACGUGCGCGUGGGUGACCACGACCUGACCCGAAAGUACGGGAGCCCAGGGGCACAGACCCUCAGGGUGGCCACCACGUACAUCCACCACAACCACAAUUCGCAGACCCUGGACAACGACAUCGCUCUGCUCAAACUCCACGGUCAGGCAGAGCUCAAGGACGGCGUGUGCCUGGUGUGCCUGCCAGCAAGGGGCGUCAGCCACGCGGCCGGAAAACGGUGCACGGUCACCGGAUACGGUUUAUAUGGGCGAAGCAGGCCCGCUCCCGCUUGCGCAUCCGCGAGGCCGAGAUCCCGGUGCAGCUUUUGCGCCGGUGGUGAGGCCGGAAACGAUGCCUGUCAGGGAGAUGGCGGUGGACCCCUUGUGUGUCAAGACGACGGAUUUUUCGAAUUGGCUGGAUUGGUGUCUUGGGGUUUUGGAUGCGGCAGAAUAGACGUACCAGGUGUAUACGUAAAGGUUUCGUCAUUUAUUGGUUGGAUCAAUCAAAUUAUAAGUGUAAACAAUUUGUAA
Messenger RNA from Macrosiphum euphorbiae (potato aphid), 2232 nucleotides. The record is from the annotation of a GenBank genome assembly. NCBI's taxonomy places the organism in Eukaryota, Metazoa, Arthropoda, Insecta, Hemiptera, Aphididae.